Messenger RNA from Triticum turgidum subsp. durum (durum wheat), 1218 nucleotides. NCBI's taxonomy places the organism in Eukaryota, Viridiplantae, Streptophyta, Magnoliopsida, Poales, Poaceae. The record is from the annotation of a GenBank genome assembly.
AUGACCUUCUUUCUCGCGGACCCGCCGGUCGUCUCCUACUUCUGCGUCCACGGCAGCCCCGAACUCAAGCGCGGGGACUACUCCCUUGAGCCCCGGGUGGUUUUCUCGGAGAAACACCUCGUCCUCCUCCGCUUCGCCAUCGGCCCCCGUAGCACCGUGCACAACGGCAAUCUCUCCGAAUACUUCGCCUACAGGGCCAGCCAUGACAAGCCUUCGCUUAGGCGGAUCCCGACCGCCACUCGCCGGCCGGACAAGGCUAGAUCGUAUCCUGCCAUCUUGCCGUUCGCCGACGACGAUGACAACUUCCUCGUCGCCGAUCUUGCCCUGACACCGACCUUGGGGGACUAUGUCCUCCACACCUUCUCGUCCAAGACGAACAAGUGGAUCGCCAAGCCGCUGCAGCUGCAGGCAUCUCCGGCCGUGAUCGGCGACCUGCCCAGCCUACCCCACAAGGUGAUCGCGCUUGGAGCUGACACCAUAGGCUGGAUCGACCUCUGGCGAGGCAUCGUCGUCUGCAACGUGUUCGACCCGGACCCCGUUCUCCGCUUCAUCCCGCUGCCCAAGCCCGGGUUCAACUUGCUGCGGGAAGGUGACCCGCGGCCAUGUCGUGACGUCGCCUUCCACGAUGGUUUUAUCAAGUUCGUCGAGGUGGAGCAUUUCGAAAGACCCGCUAGUCCUGACAGCGACGACGAGACGAAUUUCAAGACGACCGCUGAUCUUGACGACGAAGAUGUCAUCAAUGAUUCGCAGCUCUACUUCAAGAACUAUGGCCAUCUAGUGGAAGAUGAACCCAGUUAUGUCUCUGAUGGCUGGAAGAUACGGACAUGUCACAGGCAUGCUUCUUGGGACCAUUGGCGCAAGGGUCACAGCGUCCAUGUCGACGACAUCUCGGUCAACAACCCGAUGCACCAUAUGGUGCUGCCUGGGCUGUGGGAUGGUGGCGCGCGAAAAUACACACUGAGGAGUCUGACGACAGUUUGCCCGACACUCACGAUCCAUGGUGGGGAUGUUGUUUACCUUAUUCCUAUGGUGGAGGUUGGCAAGGGCUGCCUGCUUGGUGUCGACCUUGGCAGGAAGACGGUGGAAUUAGUUGAACCAUUUUCUGAUGGGAGAUUUGGUUUGCACCUUGCCCUUGCAUGUACAUUCUCCGGCUAUCUCAAUACAACUCCAAGGCAUGUUUUUUCUUCUGACUUUGUUCGUCUAUUUUCUGUUCCCUGA